This is a messenger RNA of Colletotrichum truncatum, 7596 nucleotides long. RefSeq names its product polyketide synthase. Gene Ontology annotation, biological process: secondary metabolite biosynthetic process; fatty acid biosynthetic process. Gene Ontology annotation, molecular function: oxidoreductase activity; 3-oxoacyl-[acyl-carrier-protein] synthase activity; fatty acid synthase activity. NCBI's taxonomy places the organism in Eukaryota, Fungi, Ascomycota, Sordariomycetes, Glomerellales, Glomerellaceae. The record is from RefSeq and is a predicted model, not a curated record.
AUGGCACCUUUUCUGGAUGCAUCUACUGAUGCCUCUGAGGUGAAUGGACAGGCAUCAUGGUCCAGUGACUUCCCUGGAGCCGCGGAGCCCAUUGCCAUCUGCGGCAUGGCCUUGAGGCUGCCGGGUGGUAUUGCGACUCCAGAACAAUUCUGGGACUUCCUAGUUGACAAGAGAGAUGCCCGCGGUCCAAUCCCAGAGACAAGAUUCAACGCUUCUAGUUACUACUCAGACUCAGGAAAGCCAGGUCACAUGAAAACAAAACAUGGUUACUUCCUCGAUGAUUCCGUUGACCUUGCCGGGCUCGACACUACAUUCUUCCGGAUGCCGAAAACUGAGGUCGAGAGGGCGGAUCCGCAACAACGACUGCUUCUCGAACUCACACGAGAGUGUUUGGAAAGUGCUGGAGAGACAGAUUACCGUGGAAAAACCAUUGGCACAUUUGUCGGAACCUUUGGUGAAGAUUGGUGCGAGAUCUUGGCCAAGGAUGUUGAAGUUGUUGGCCAGUACAAGCUCACAGGUUACGGAGAUUUCAUGCUCUCCAACCGUCUGUCAUACGAAUAUGACCUGAAGGGCCCCAGUCUGACCAUCAAGACGGGCUGCUCUUCAGCGCUUAUUGGCCUUCAUGAGGCAUGCAUGUCCAUCAGGCAUGGCCAGUGCAACUCAGCCAUUGUUGCUGGUUCCAACCUCAUCAUGGCACCUGACGUGUUUGUCAGCAUGUCGGAACAAGGUGUUCUGUCUCCAAACGGAUCCUGCAGAACCUUUGACGCUGCUGCCGAUGGCUACGCUCGUGGCGAAGCUGUCAACGUUGUCUAUGUGAAAAAGCUUAGCGAUGCCAUUCGCGACGGCAAUCCGAUCCGGGCUAUCAUUCGCGGAACGUCGAGCAACGCGGACGGCAAAACACCAAGUCUUACAAUCCCGAGCUUCGAAAGUCACGAAGCUAUGAUUCGUCGCGCCUAUGAUAUAGCCGCCAUUACCUCUUCGGAAAUUGCCGAAACUGGCUUCGUGGAGUGCCAUGGUACUGGUACGGCCGCUGGAGAUCCCAUCGAAACGACUGCCAUCGCAAAGGUCUUUGGAAAGUCCGGUGUUUACAUCGGUUCUUGCAAGCCUAACAUUGGACAUUCAGAAGGUGCAUCUGGUAUCACCUCUCUAAUCAAAUCGGUGUUGGCGCUUGAACACCGGACCAUCCCACCAAACAUUAAGUUUGACGUUCCCAACCCGAAGAUUCCAUUUGAGGAGACAAAUCUCAAGGUUCCCGUCGUGCCCACACCCUGGCCUGAAAACCGCACCGAGAGAGUCUCUGUCAAUUCCUUUGGCAUUGGAGGCGCUAACGCUCACGUGGUGAUUGAGUCUGCUGCUAGCUUCCUCGGUCUUUCUUACAGCCCUGAUGUGAAGAAGCUGCCAGCUUCGUCAGAACACUCAUCACAUCUGGUAGUUUACUCUGCCAAUACCGCAGAUUCUCUCAGACGCCAAGUCGUGAAUAACCAGAAAUAUAUCUACGAAAACACUCGUUCACUUGACGAUGUUGCAUAUACUCUGUCAUGCAGGCGUAUUCAUCUCCCGCAUCGAGCAUUUUCUGUUUUCGACAACGGAAACGAGCUCUACACAUCGUCCUUCACAAAGGCACCUCCCUCACCAUCAGACCUUGUUCUGGUGUUUACGGGACAAGGAGCGCAAUGGCCUCAGAUGGGUGCAGAACUGCUCCAAAGUAACACAAGGUUCGCUCAGUCAAUCAGGCAAAUGGAUAAAGCUUUGAGCAUAGAUGGGCCAGCGUGGUCUCUGACAGAAGAGCUUCUCAAGCCCGCAGAAUCAAGCAACCUACACAAGGCAUAUCUUUCCCAGCCGAUAUGCACCGCAGUGCAGGUUGCAUUGGUAGAUGCCCUCAAAGAAGCAACAGGGCUACAGCCCUUUGCAGUGGUUGGUCAUUCCUCGGGAGAGAUAGCAGCUGCUUACGCUUCUGGGAGACUCACUGCUAACGAAGCCAUAUUUGCGGCAUACUACCGCGGCGUUGCUUCCGAUGAAGUGACCAAGAUAGGAGCGAUGGCUGCUGUUGGCAUGGGUCGUUCAAAAACCUCGCCGUUCCUAGUUCCUGGAGUUGUUAUUGCUUGCGAGAACUCGCCUUCAAGUGUGACAAUCUCAGGAGAUGCAGACCGUGUGGAAGGGGUUCUCUCAGAAAUUCGGAAGCAGUAUCCAGAUACUCUUGCCCGCCUGUUGAAGGUAGAAAAGGCUUAUCACUCUCAUCACAUGCAAGAGGUAGGCGAUCGAUAUCUUCGUUUAGCGUCCCAGUACAUCGACAGUACUCGGGAACUUGAAACAUCCGAGUCGCUGUUCUUCUCAUCGGUGACUGGAAAGAAACUCCCUCAAGAGGUACCGACGGAUGCAAAGUACUGGCGAUCCAAUCUCGAAUCUCCGGUACUGUUCAACGCAGCUAUUACCAGCUUAAUCACGCAUCAUAAAGCCGAAAGCAGGAGCAAAAUGAUGUUCCUUGAAGUCGGGCCUCACUCGGCUAUGGCAGGUCCACUCAGACAAAUCCUUGCAAAGGAAUCUCUCGAGCUCUCAUAUGCAUCAUGCUUGAUACGGUCAAAGAACUCCACAGAAACAUUUUUAACUGCCCUAGGUCAACUAUGGCAACAAGGAGUCAAAGUCGACUUUAGCGGCCUCACGAACCCGAAUGGUACUGCACGGGUUGCAACAGACCUCCCUACAUAUCCAUGGCAGCACGAUCACUCUCUCCUAUUCUCAAGUCGUAUCACGGACGAAUGGAAAUUCCGCAAGUUCCCCAAACACGAGGUCUUGGGUAACAGAGUGCCCGAAAGCAGCGAAACCGAGCCUGUGUUCCGCAAUGUCCUGGCUCUGGACCACGUUCCCUGGAUCCGUGAUCAUAACAUCAAAGGCGAUGUCAUCUUCCCAUGCGCCGGGUAUGUUGGUAUGGCUGGUGAAGCUGCAAGACAACUUCACAAAGGGACAUUUGCCGGGUUUUCCUUGCGCAAUGUAGUCAUUGAUAUGGCAAUGGUCUUGAGCGAAAACAAAUCCACUGAGAUAAUCACCAGUCUCCGACCAGAAAGACUUACAGACAGUCUCGACAGUUCCUGGUGGGAGUUCACGAUUACUUCUUACCAAGGAUCAAACUGGUUGAAGCAUUGCAGCGGCCAAGUACGAGCUUUGGAUGGUACUAGCAGGAAGCAAAUUGGAGCUUUCCCAAGCCUAUCUCGGACAAUCGCACCAGGGAAAUGGUACCAAGCCUUCCGAACAGUCGGUGCCAACUACGGGCCAUACUUCCAGGGGCUGCAAGGUGUCUCUUGUUCUCCGACCGAACAUAGAGCCCGUGGUAGAGCGACGCACACAACUUCGAAUGGAUCCUACUACUCAGUGCACCCAACGAAGGUCGAUUUCUUCCUACAGCUCUUCAGCGUUUCUGCGGUCAAAGGCCUGGGGCAUAAACUCGAUAAGAUGAAUGUGCCUACUUACAUACAAUCCCUGGAGAUCUUUGACUGUGACUCUGAGAUCGAGAUGGAAGUUCGAGCAACACAGACACCCCGUGGGGUUAUAAGUGGUGGCGGUGAGGGAGUUGACACCGAUGGCACAAUUGCGCUCUCUAUCAAAGGUGUGAAACUAAGCCCCCUUGAAAACGACGCGUCCGAAGAAGAUCUCGACCCUCACGCCGGCGCAAGAGUUUUCUGGCAGCCCGAUGUCGACUUCUUGAAGAUACAAGAUCUUAUCAAAGCUCAUCCGAGUCAAGACGAACUCUCUUACAUUCAAGAACUCACCCAAAACUACAUCCAGGAAGCGUUAAGCCGCUUGGAAGGGGUAGAUACCGCAAUCCCACAUCUGGUCAGGUUUCAUAAGUGGAUGAAAGAGCAGCCUAUUCCGCGGAGACGCCUAGACACCGCGUCGUCUUUUGCCGCUGCUUUGACAACUGAACCUUUCGGCUCUUUUGUUGUGGCGAUGAAACAGGUGGCUGACAGCAUUGUCCCCAUUUUCCAGGGAGAAACUGAACCGCUGGAGGUCCUCAUGCCCAACAAUGUUCUCACGCACGUUUACAAUUCUUCGAAUGUUACUGACAGGAAGCCACUCUUCCAAGCUUUGGGUCACUCUAGGCCUAAUCUUAGGGUGCUGGAAAUUGGUGCGGGCACCGGAGGAACCACGAACAAGGUUUUGCAGUGGUUGCGUGGACUAACGGGUGCUCUGCUCUACUCUGAGUACACCUAUACCGACAUCUCAGCGGGCUUUUUUUCUGCCGCUCAGGAGCGCUUCAAGGACUAUCCAAACAUGUCUUUCAAGGCUUUGGAUAUAUCCAAGGAUCCACUGGAACAAGGCUUUGAACCGGCGUCUUAUGACCUUAUUCUUGCGGCCAAUGUUCUUCACGCAACUCCAAGCCUCCACGAAACACUUUCCAAUGUUCGAAAGAUUCUCCAUUCUGAAGGCAGGUUGUAUAUGGAAGAACUAUCCUAUGACACCCUCCCUAUGAACUUCAUCAUGGGUGUACUUCCAGGCUGGUGGUUGGGUGCACAAGAUGGGAGGCCCGACCAGCCUCACGUUGCUCCCGAGCGAUGGGAUAUGGAACUCAAAAAGGCUGGGUUCAACGGGCUAGAAGAUGUUGGCUAUGAUUCAGAACGUCCGAACAAUCUCCUUGCCUUCAUGACGUCGAGACCAGCCCAGCUUCCCGCAGCAACCAAACCGGUGGCCGUUUUAUACAACACGAAGUCGUCGAAGAUUGCGAAUGACAUGGAGAGCACGCUUAUCGAGAAGGGAUUUCAGGUUAUCCUUCAUGAUAUCUCUACUGGCUUACCUCCCGCAUCAGCCGACAUCCUUGCUAUACUCGACGUCGAUGUUCCCUACUUUGAGAACAUAAACCCUAAGGAUUUCAACGAUUUCAAGGCCUUGGUCACGGAGGCGUCGAACUCUGAUACUGGAAUUUUCUGGUUGACUAGGCCCUCACAAAUGAGAUGCGCAGAUCCCAGGUGGGCUCAAACCAUUGGUACCAUCCGGUCGAUAAGAAGCGAGCUCAGUCUGGACUUUGUGACUUGCGAGGUUGACGACAAGACCUCUCUCUCAAUCGUGGUGCAAGCAUUCCAAAAGUUCCAGCGGCAAAGACAGGAACGCGAACGACGACCUGAAUAUGAAUAUAGUAUUCAGAGCAAUAUCGUGCAUAUUCCAAGAGUAUACCCCGUCAGCAUUAAUGAUGAACUGCGCGAGAAAGGUCAGCAAAAGGUUAACGCAGGCGAGGCGACGAAUGGCGGGGAAAACCACCCCAGCGUCCGCUCCGGCACAGAUUCCAAGAAGAGAAACCUGGAGAACACAGAUGCCAGCAACAAUAAGGGCAUAAAUACUUUCUAUGACCUACAAAUUGAGAAGCUGGGCCGUCUGAAUACACUUGUUUGGACCCCAAGACGAGCGAGACGACUUGUCAAUGAUGAAGUCGUUGUUGAAGCCAAGGCCGGUGGUAUGAACUUCAGGGACGUUCUUAUUGCCAUGGGCAUUGUCGACCCCAUUUCCUCCAAAAUUGGCCUUGAAGCAGCUGGUAUCGUCCGGGAAGUCGGGCCCGAAGCCAAUGAGCUGGUUCCAGGCGAUAGAGUUUUCAUUCUCGGCGGCGGCGGUUUCUCCAAUGGUAUUACCGUCUCAGAGAAACUAUGUGUCAAGAUUCCAGACACUCUUAACUUCGAGGAAGCGGCUACAAUGCCUUGUGUGUUUUCGACCGUCAUUUACGGCCUCCUUGACGUCGGCAGGCUGGAAGCUGGAGAAUCAGUACUGAUUCAUUCGGCUUGUGGUGGUGUUGGCAUCGCCGCAAUCCAAAUUUGCAAAAUGAUUGGUGCAGAGAUCUUCUGCACAGUGGGCAAUGAAGAGAAGAUACAAUACCUCCAAUCCAACUUUGGCAUCCCCAGAGACCACAUUUUCAACUCGCGAGAUGCAUCAUUUCUUCCAGAUGUUCUCAAGGAAACCAAUGGAAGAGGUGUUGAUAUUGUUCUCAACUCUUUGAGCGGAGAGCUACUUCACGCGUCCUGGAGCUGCGUCGCUGAGUUCGGCAGGAUGAUCGAGAUUGGAAAGAGAGAUUUCAUCGGCAACGGCAAGCUCGCAAUUAAACCCUUCGAAUUGAACCGAACCUAUCACGGGGUAGAUCUUGGACACUUGAUGGAUGCCAAACCGGCAAUGGCCAACAAAUUGUUGAAGAAAGUGGUUGAGCUUUACCAGGAGGGCCACAUUCGCCCUUUGAGCCCCAUCAAAACCUUUACUGCGGACGCGGUAGAAGAAUGCUUCCGAUACAUGCAAAAGGGACAACAUAUCGGAAAGAUUGUAUUGAACAUGGAGGGGCUCACAGAUGUGACGAAUAAGACGGCGCCUACGUUCAAACCAAAGUUUGAAAGUGACGCGAGCUUCUUACUUGUCGGUGGUCUUGGCGGCCUUGGACGAAUUGUGUCCAACUGGAUGGUUGAACACGGCGCAAAACACAUCGUCUACCUUUCUCGCAAUGGCGGUAACUCCCCUGGAAAUCAAAGCUUUUUUCAAGAGCUCGAAGACCAGGGCUGUUCUGCUACUGCCAUUCAAGGAAGUGUGACAAAUCUCGCUGAUGUUGAACUGGCCUUGAAAAGGGCACCGAGACCUGUUCGUGGCAUUAUUAAUAUGUCAAUGGUUCUACAAGACCAGGGCUUCACCAAAAUGACGCACGAAGAAUGGGUUGCUGCGGUGAACCCCAAGGUACUAGGCACUUGGAACCUGCAGAAAGCUUGUACCAGCGCUCGAAUCGACCUUGACUUCUUCCUCCUCUUCAGUUCUAUCUCCGGAAUCGUUGGGCAGAAGGGACAAGCCAAUUAUGCUGGAGCCAACACUUUCCUGGACGCAUUCGCUCAGUAUCGCCACAGCCUUGGGCUGAAUGCUGCUUCCCUUGACGUUGGCAUGAUGCUGGACUAUGGAUACCUCGCCGAGAAUCCUGCACUGCUAGAAAGUCUGUCUGCGCAGGGACUAUACGGAAUGAAGAUCUCUCAGUUGUUCGACGGUAUUUCCACCAUGAUUGGUGAUUCGACCGUCAGCGGCGGUUACGCGUCAAACAAGACCUUUGUCAACCUGUCUCAACUCAUUCUUGGCCACCGAAGCUUAACAUCUCUUUCAGAUCCGUUGAAUAGAGUCAUUUGGAAAGACGAUCGUCGCAUGGCAUUCUACCACAACUCCGACAAGACAAAGAGCACAGCUACAGGUGCAUCCUCCAGCUCUGGCGCGUUGGAAGGAUUUCUCAGCUCUGCGGUCGCGGACCCAACUGUGUUAUCAUCCUCAGAUGCUCCCGCUCUUCUAGCAAAGCAGAUUGCGGUCCAACUAUUCAGGCUACUUCUGAAACCCUCAGAGAAUGAAGAGGAAAUCGAUGUUAACAUGUCGCUGCAAGACGCCGGAUUGGACAGUUUGGUUGCGGUGGAAAUGCGAAGCUGGUGGAAGGGGGUUUUUGGCUUCGACAUUAGCGUUCUCGAGAUGCUCGGAAUGGGAAGUCUGUUGGCUCUUGGUGCGAGGGCCAUAGAGGGAUUGAAAGACCGCAUGUGUGAGCCGAGCGGUGACAAUGGCGACGAUGGGGAGAAACACGACACAGAGGGUUAUCUGAAGCUCAAAAUGCCUUAA